Blepharisma stoltei is the source of this 618-nucleotide messenger RNA. The record is from the annotation of a GenBank genome assembly. Lineage: Eukaryota; Ciliophora; Heterotrichea; Heterotrichida; Blepharismidae.
AUGUACAGCAUUACUGAUGAAUUUGUAAACAUGUUAGUUCUACAGCAGCAAAUAGUCAAUCAAAUCGUAGUUGCCAAUAAACAAAUAAGUGAUUCGCUUGACAAUAUCAUUGAGCAAAUAAAAUUGAUAAAUCAUUCUAAUUCGAGCCAAAGCCAGCCAAAUUUGUUGGCCGAUGAACAUGCUCAAAUAGACCAAAUUUUCCAAUGGGCCUCAGCGAAUAAUAAUUUCGUGCACUUCAUCCAGCUCGCAGAUGCUCUUCCUUCUGUGAUCUAUAAAGAAAAGGGUUUUGAACUGCGUGUAUUUGUGGCUGAUAAAAACGAUAUCCAAAUUCAGAUCCCAAAUACUCAAAAAUUUAAAGUUUUGCUAUUUAGCAGUGAAAACCCUCCCAAGUUACUGAAGCUAAAUAUUUCUGGUAAAAAGAUCAUCAGAGGAACAACAGAAUCUGUAAUGUACUCUGAUGGGUUUGUUUAUUUCAGUAAUGUUGUUAUAAAUGAAGUCACAUCUCACUAUACAAAUGAUGCCUUCUAUUUAGUUAUCAUGGCACUGAACUCAACUUCAAUCAAGCCUUUAGUUAUUGGCAACGUAAGUGUAAAAGCAAGAAAAACUGGCCAAAUAUAA